Molecule: messenger RNA, 1246 nt
Organism: Lutzomyia longipalpis
Lineage: Eukaryota; Metazoa; Arthropoda; Insecta; Diptera; Psychodidae
Product: LETM1 domain-containing protein 1
Exons: 3
Coding region: 11-1111 (366 amino acids)
Biological process (GO): intracellular monoatomic cation homeostasis
Cellular component (GO): mitochondrial inner membrane
Molecular function (GO): ribosome binding
Source: RefSeq, a predicted model, not a curated record
UGUAGGAAGGAUGUAUCGCCAAUUGCUUCGGAUCACUCCACUCAACUAUGCAUCCACAGUGCGUAUUUCUUUUCCUGGACUCACCCAGAUGCGCCUCGAAAGUUCCGGCAGCCCAUCCAGCCCUGACACACCUGGCAAGGUGGACAAGGAGUCCAAGUAUAGUCGUGCCAAUGUGAAGAAGAGCGUAAGAGGCUACGUAUUCACGCGAUACUUUGACUACCUCACCAACUAUGACAAAGUCCUGGAGAAGAAGUUCCCGGCGGCGAUGCACGUCUACCGGGUAUUUAUGGUGGGCAUCAAGGACUUCUACACGGACACCAAGAAGUUCCUCAAGAUCAUUCGCAUCGUUAACACCGCGCCCGGGGGCUUGAAGGCACUCACAAGGAAGGAAAUGGAGCUCUAUCAUCAAAUGCCGCGUGAUAUGAGGAAGAUUGCUCCUGUCCUCCUCAUCUCUGCGCUCCCCUUUGCCAAUUAUGUGAUAUUCCCACUCGCAUAUAUGUACCCAAGAUACUUCCUAACAUCACAUUUCUGGGACAUUCGUCAGAAGAGUGAGUUCCAGCAGCUCUACCUGAAGGAACGCAUCAUCCACAAUCGUCGUAUUUUUCGGUAUAUGCAAGCAAAGCUUGAACAACUUCGCCCCGUGGAGGAAGACUUUGCAAAAGUCUCCAAUAUCCUUGGGCUUCUGGGUAGUGGACUUCAUCCCACGGCUCAGGAAAUCCUCGCAGUACGUCCAAUCUUCGGCAGAGCUCCCUACCAAAUGAGUUCCCUCUCAUCAGGGCAUGUUGCCACGCUGUGUCACCUACACGAUGUCCGUACGGGGCUACUGAAGCGUGCUCGCUUAACGGAACGUUUCACGCUCUUCCAGCACAUGGACAGGGCCAUCAAGCACGAAGGUGGGGUACACAAUAUGACACCCGACUCCCUAAAGCACGCCUGCUACCUGCGCGGCCUCAACCCAACAAAUCUCAGCAACGACCAGAUGAUUGAGUGGCUGCGCGACUGGGUGACCGUCUCGCUGGCCGUAGACACGGAAACAAUGAGCCUCUUCUUCCACCUACCCAUCCUCAUUGCCUACAAUCACCCCAACAAUUGGGUACUCACACACAAGUGAGCCCACCCAGCGUAGUAGCUAGUCAGUGUGGUGGUGGAUGAGACACCCCCACAAGACUCACGUUGACUGUUGAACCCCAAAUGUAAAUAAAAAAAGUUCUCGCAAAUUAAAAGAUUUAAUUUUAGAAGAAAAAAA